Molecule: messenger RNA, 1516 nt
Organism: Fusarium redolens
Lineage: Eukaryota; Fungi; Ascomycota; Sordariomycetes; Hypocreales; Nectriaceae
Product: ubiquitin fusion degradation protein UFD1-domain-containing protein
Exons: 3
Coding region: 223-1365 (380 amino acids)
Cellular component (GO): VCP-NPL4-UFD1 AAA ATPase complex
Molecular function (GO): polyubiquitin modification-dependent protein binding
Source: RefSeq, a predicted model, not a curated record
CGAACAUUGGAGGAAGCUCAUCCUGUAAACAUUUCAACCUUAAAACUGUGAAUCACCGUCAUUCUCCCUCUGACUACUUAAGGCGCACGUUUCUUCUCAGAAAUAAAAGAAACCAUAGCAUAUCUUCAGGACAACUGAUUUACUUCUUGACCGCCCAUAUCUUUCGAGUCCCGCACCCACGAUAUCUCGAAAUCGACUGCGUACCAAUAAACCAUUGUCACCAUGUAUUCAGGCUUCGGCGGCGGGUUUGACCCCGCUAACCCUGACCACCUCUACAACAUGGCCCGCCAUGGACGACGACCCAUUGUGCAACGAUUCGACGAGUACUACCGAUGCUACCCCCUAGUCAUGGCCCCCGGAGCUGAACGACCAGAGCUCAACUACGGUUCCAAGAUAAUUCUGCCACCAUCCGCUCUCGACAAGGUGUCUAAGCUCCAUGUGCAGUGGCCUUUGCUCAUGGAGUUGAUCAACGGAGAGAAGGGAAGACACUCCCAUGCAGGCGUGCUGGAGUUUAUUGCGGAGGAAGGCCGAGCAUACAUCCCUCAAUGGAUGAUGGAAACUCUUGGCAUGGACGUCGGUGAUAUGAUCCAGGUCCGUACCACAUCCUUGGAGCUGGCCAAGAUGGUCAAGCUACAGCCUCAGUCUGUCAACUUCCUUGAGAUUAGUGAUCCCAAGGCUGUGCUGGAGAAGGCUUUCCGCAACUUUGCCACCCUGACCAAGGGCGAUGUCUUCAAUUUCGCCUACAACGAUGAAGUCUAUGACGUGGCCGUUCUCGAUGUUAAGCCCGAGACGGACAAGAUGGGAGUCAGUAUGAUCGAGACCGAUGUGUCAGUAGAAUUCGCGCCCCCAGUGGGCUACGUCGAACCUGAGCGCAAGAGUGGAACAAGCACCCCAAGAAGCACACGGGGUGGUGUCCCUGCUGGAGGUCUGCUACACAACCAAGGAACCAUGGCGCAAGCCAUCAACUACAGCGCCAUUGCUCCAUCAGUGACAAGCAAUGUGACAAACUUCCUUGGAGAGGGUCAAAAGCUUGCCAAGAAGGGCAGCAAGGCUCCGACACCCAAGCCAGCUACUCCGGUUCCUACGAUUGAGAUUCCGGGAAUGCCUAGGAGGCGCGAUGGUGCGCCGGCAGCUCUCCGUUUGCCACCUAACAAGCUAUUCUUCGGAUACGAGAUCAAGCCAGUUAAGACGGAUGCUGAUAAGGAACAUGAGAAGGAGAACGCCAACAGGCCUCACUUUGCUGGCCAAGGUCAGACACUUCGAGGUGCGGUUAAGAGAAAGGGAGAGGGAGACGACAAGACCAAGGCCCCCGAGAAGAAGGGCACCAGCGAAGGAAACAGACUCGACGGUCGACGACCACGAUAAACAAGGGCAAUGCGAUAACUUGGACCGGCGUUUGGGUGGUAGGGAAUGUGAUUUAGAGCUUGAUUCGACUUAUACUGGGUAGUCUGCCAUUUGAUGCCCAUAUUAGUGACUACUGUCAACACGAAUGAAUAAAAAUAAAUACAUGCAGGAU